Messenger RNA from Scedosporium apiospermum, 1788 nucleotides. RefSeq names its product Dual-specificity kinase. The transcript is spliced from 6 exons. The record is from RefSeq and is a predicted model, not a curated record. NCBI's taxonomy places the organism in Eukaryota, Fungi, Ascomycota, Sordariomycetes, Microascales, Microascaceae. The coding region runs from base 1 to 1788 and encodes 595 amino acids. Gene Ontology annotation, cellular component: nucleus. Gene Ontology annotation, biological process: protein phosphorylation. Gene Ontology annotation, molecular function: ATP binding; protein kinase activity.
AUGGCUUCAUCACAUCAGGCUCCUCAACGAGAGAGGCCCAAGCGACGACGCUCCCGAGAGCCAGACUGGUCUUCUUUCUACAAGAACGGCCUUCCCAAAGAAAUCAUCGUCAUUGAUGACACGCCCGAGCCCGAGGUCGCUCCUUCCCAGACUCAACGCUCAGUGAAUGGUGCCCCAGACGCCUACACCAAUGGCACAGGCACAACCCGCCAUGCGGUCAAGAAGCGAAAGCGGGACGACGAGGCCGUAAACGUCGAAGUCGGAUACUAUACCCAAAAAUAUGCCACUUCUCAUACCUCUACUCCUCAUGUUAACGGCAGCCUCUCUGCCUCCAUUUCAACCGACCGUACCACAGUCCGCACUGCGGCCGCCACUUCCCUCUCAUCCGGUUCACAAUAUGACUUCGAGAUCCAACUCGGACACAAGAGGAAGCGGACCCGACAACAAGUCGCCAAUGAGGCUAAACGACGAGAGGUAGAAGUUCUGGGCGACGCAUACAUCACUUACAAGCCACCGCCCCAACCGCCCAAGAAGGCGGGCGAGGUUCCCGUCCGUGUUGUACACGAUCACAACUACAGUAAGAACGUCAAGGUCGAUGACGAUGACGGGCACUACAUUGUCGUUCCCGAUGCCGACCUCACUGACCGCUACCAAAUGAUCAAACUCCUCGGUCAAGGAACGUUCGGCAAGGUCGUUCAAGCCCGAGACCGUCGACGAAACCGUGCCGUCGCCAUCAAGAUCAUCCGAUCUGUGCAAAAAUAUCGAGAUGCAUCUCGGAUCGAACUUCGAGUGCUCGCCACUCUGAAAGCUAACGACGAGGACAACAGGAACCGGUGUAUCCAUCUACGUGAUUGUUUCGACUUCAGAGGCCACAUCUGCAUUGUAAUGGAUCUUCUUGGACAGAGUGUCUUUGACUUCCUGAAGGGCAAUAGCUUUGUUCCAUUCCCUAACAGCCAGAUCCAGAGCUUUGCUAGACAGUUGUUCACAAGCGUUGCCUUCCUCCACGACUUGAACCUCAUCCACACAGAUCUCAAGCCAGAGAAUAUUCUUCUCUGUGAUAACACAUAUCAAACCUUCACAUACAACAGGAAGAUCCCCUCCUCGUCCACAACAGUUAAUCGCCAGGCAACCCAGAGACGUGUUCUUCUUGACACCGAAAUCCGCCUCAUUGAUUUCGGCUCAGCCACUUUCCAAGACGAGUACCACUCUUCAGUUGUCAGCACUCGUCACUAUCGGGCCCCCGAAAUCAUUCUUGGACUCGGCUGGUCAUUCCCUUGUGAUAUCUGGAGCAUCGGAUGCAUUCUUGUGGAGUUCUACACGGGCGAUGCUCUAUUCCAGACCCACGAUAACCUCGAACACUUGGCGAUGAUGGAAGCUGUCGUCGGUUCUAGAAUCGACAGCCACCUUGUCCAGACCGUGAACAAGAUGGCGACUAGGAAUGCUGGCAACCCAGCUUCGAAGUAUUUCAAGAGGUUGAAGCUCGAUUAUCCUACUCCGGACACCACGCGAGCAUCGAAGCGAUUUGUCAAGGCAAUGAAGCGACUCGACGAUAUCAUUCCUUCCACGAACCCUUUCCUGAAGAACUUCUUGGAUCUUUUGAAGAAGAUCUUCGUCUACGACCCGGCACGCCGCAUUACCGCAAAGGAGGCACUCCAGCAUCCUUGGUUCAAGGAGCCCGCUCAGCCAGACGAUGGAACGGAGGCGGCAAAGAUUCGAGCUGACAGGAUGCGAAUGGAAGCGGCUUCGCUCUCCAUGGAGGCCCGACGCCUCCCGCCUAUCCGAUCAUGA